Molecule: messenger RNA, 1398 nt
Organism: Salvia splendens (bonfire salvia)
Lineage: Eukaryota; Viridiplantae; Streptophyta; Magnoliopsida; Lamiales; Lamiaceae
Product: protein VAPYRIN-LIKE
Exons: 1
Coding region: 1-1398 (465 amino acids)
Biological process (GO): regulation of cardiac muscle contraction; protein localization to ciliary inversin compartment; protein localization to T-tubule
Cellular component (GO): cilium; T-tubule
Molecular function (GO): protein binding
Source: RefSeq, a predicted model, not a curated record
AUGGACAGACUGAUCAAACCAGAAGUUCAAGAACUCAACUUCUCAUUCACCAAAGGCCACAAAUGCACCCAAUCCUUCAACCUCACAAACCUGAUGCACACCAUGCCGGUUGCUGUUUCCCUCACAUCAACCGAUCCAUCUCUUUUUUCCCUCCACCCUUCUCUCUCUGUCAUCCCACCUCUCUCCACUGCUUCCUUCUCCCUCUCCUUGACCAAGCCUUUCGACCAGCCUCCUCUCUCCACCCCUCCAGCCGUCGUCGUUCGCUCCUCGAUGCUCCCCACGAGAAAGGCCAGCCAUGAUCACCUCCUCCACCUCUUCUCCAAGCCCGGCCCUCAUAUCUUCAAGGACGCCACCAUUCCCAUCUCUUUCGUCGGCCUAAAUGUCGCGCAGUUUCUCCUCUCGCCUUGUUCCAAUUCCCUCGAGCUCGAUUUCCAGUUCUCCAAGGCCAUCUCUGUCUGUGAUGAGAAGCAGCUCUCCUCUCUGCUCAGAUCCGCAGUUGCAAAUGGGAAAUCUCACUUCAUUUCGACGCUGAUCGAGGCAGGGGCGGAUGCUGUUAGCUGCAGAGAGAGGUGUGAUGAGGAGAGUCUCAUGUGUUUAGCUGUCAAGUCUGGUAAGACUGAGUCUCUGGAGAUCUUGAUUGAAUCCGGAUGCGUGGUUGAUCCUAGCGUUGACCUUCUGUUACACGUGGCUGCUGCGGCGAACCACGUGGACAUGAUGGAGAUCGUGUGCCUGAGCUACGUGGAUCUUGAUCUAAACGCAGUCGAUGUGCAGGGCAGGACUGCCCUGCAUAUCGCUGCGCUGAAUGGCCAUACUGCGGCCAUUCAGUUUCUCAUCUCAGUGGGGGCUGACGUGGACGUCACCGACCGCGAGGGGUGGACCCCGCUGCAUUUCGCAGCGGAGAAUGGCCACCUGGACGCGGUGGAGCGGUUAUUAGGCCAGGCGGUGUUUGCCAAGUACGCGGUGAACAGGGAUGGGAAGACCGCGUUUGGGCUGGCGGUGGAGAGGGGGAACUCGCACCUCUACGACGCGCUGCAGCUUGGGGACGCGCUGCAGAGGGCGGCGAGGCUGGACGACGUGCACGCGAUGAAGAGCUGCCUGGCUCAGGGGGCGAAGGUGAAUGGGGUGGAUCAGAAUGGAUGGAGUCCCCUGCAUAGGGCGGCGUUCAAGGGGCAUUUGGAGAGUGUGAGGCUUCUCGUGAGCCACGGGGCUCGGGUUGAUUCGGUUGAUGGGUCGGGAUAUACUCCGCUGCUGAGGGCGGUGGAGGCGGGGCAUGUGGAGGUAGCCAUGUACCUGUUGUCUCAUGGGGCUAAGGCCAGCCUCAAGAGUUUGAGUGGGGUGGUCAAGUUUGAUUUGGAGGGUUUCAACAAACAUCCUUCUCUUGUCAACCCUUUACAUUAG